Molecule: messenger RNA, 1833 nt
Organism: Talaromyces proteolyticus
Lineage: Eukaryota; Fungi; Ascomycota; Eurotiomycetes; Eurotiales; Trichocomaceae
Product: peptidase S15
Exons: 1
Coding region: 115-1827 (570 amino acids)
Molecular function (GO): dipeptidyl-peptidase activity
Source: RefSeq, a predicted model, not a curated record
UCCAAAUUUUGGUAUUGUAGAGCCUACGGCACUGAAGUGAUUGAAUAUUACGCAGAACUCUCUGUCAUCCCGUGCUCAAUUACACCAAAAAGUCUUUAGAACCACCUAGGCAAGAUGAUCAUCGAACGUGAUGUGGGUAUCCCUUCAGACGACGGACUUCUACUCCGGGCCGACAUUUUCAGGCCUGAUGACGAAAAACCUGCACCGGUUAUUAUGACACAGGGCCCGUAUGGAAAAGGAGUGGAAUAUAAAUCCGGCCCCUACGCUCGUCAAUGGGAGUGGCUUCUGAAAACUCACCCCGACAUUCUCCCAAACUCCACAAAGUCAUAUAUGACAUGGGAGACUGUUGACCCGGAGCUUUGGACCAGUUGGGGUUAUGUUUGCAUUCGGGUCGAUUCUAGAGGAGCGGGAAGAACUGCAGGGUUCCUCGAUGUUUAUUCUCCACGUGAGACUAAGGAUUUCUAUGAGGCUAUCGAGUGGGCAGCAUGCCAGACGUGGAGUAAUGGAAAAGUUGGUUUGCUGGGCAUCUCCUAUUAUGCAGUCUCGCAGUGGCUAGUUGCUUCUUUGCAACCACCCCAUCUGGCCGCCAUGAUCCCAUGGGAAGGCGCAGCAGAUUACUACCGUGACAAAUUUCGACAUGGUGGAAUUGCUUCAAUUUCAUUCGUUGAUAAAUGGUAUUCGCGUCAAGUUGUCUCAAAUCAACAUGGAAAUGAUCAAGGACAAAUGGAUCCAUGGCUUAUGGAACGUGCGACUGGUCCAGAACGGCUUUCAGAGGAUGAUUUACUCGCAAAUCGUGCUGAUCCUGCGAAGUCGGCUCUAGAUCAUCAUUUGGACGAUGAGUAUUACCGGGGACGCUCCGCCGACUGGUCUAAAAUUACAGUGCCCUUUCUCAGUGCAGCUAACUUAGGUGGGUUUGGGCUUCACGGGCGAGGAAACUACGAAGCAUUCACUCAAGCCGCAUCGACUAAGAAGUGGUUAGAGAUUCACCCUGGUAGGCACGAGGAGUGGUUCUACCUUGACGAAAAGAUAAAGAUGCAAAGGCAAUUCCUUGACCACUUCCUCAAGGGAAUCGAUAAUGGCUGGGGCCAAGAGUCCCCUGUGCUACUACACUUAAGGCGGCCAUUCAGUACCGAAUUUGAACUUCGUAGAGAGCCCGAGUGGCCGUUGCGGUCAACACGAUGGACGAAUAUAUACUUUGAAGCAUCAAAAAAGGCCCUGACGUGGCAGUUUCCAACUCAGCAAAGCAGUAUUAUGUUUGAAGCCCUAGGCGAACCUGUGACAUUUAUGUCUCCUCCAUCUAGCCAGGAGACUGAGAUAACGGGUCCAAUGGCAGCGAAGCUCUUCGUCUCGUCCUCAACUUCUGACGCAGACUUCUUCGUAACGUUACAGGCCUUCUCACCAGACGGUAAAGAAGUUGAUUUUCCAGGUAGUAUUGACCCACGCACGCCCCUUGCUCAGGGGUGGCUUCGUGCAUCUCAUCGAAAACUCGACUCUAAACGUAGCUUACCUUAUCGACCAUACCACACCCAUGACGAGAUCCAGCUUCUUGAUCCUGAUAAGGUCUAUGAGCUCGAUAUAGAAAUCUGGCCAACACAUAUCAUCUUGCCUCCUGGAUUUCAGAUCGCGCUUCAGAUAGGUGGCAAGGACUUUGAGCGACCUCUACCACCUGAUAUACCGACAGGAGAGUGGGUUUCGAGAGGAUCGGGCCCGUGGUUGCAUGAUCAUCCCGAGGACAGACCGGCUGAUGUGUUCGGAGGAACGACGACGAUCUAUACUGGCGGGGCUACUGGGUCAUUUUUGCUUUUACCUGUCAUUGAACAGCAUUGAAUGGAG